AUGAGGUAUCGCCAACUUAACACGCAACUCUCCAGUCAUGUAACGGUAUUGCAAGAAGACCUGAAGAAGGAAAGGACGACAAACUCGCAGUUGUUAGAGGAGCUAAAUGCAUGUCGUACUGAGCUAGAUUCGCAAUUCACGAAAAUAGAAAACUUAACUGAGAAUUUGGAUACUGCUCGAUCAGCAAAUUCAGAGCAGUUAAAAUCACUAACUCGUUUGAGGGAAGAAUUGGGUUUAGUGCAAGAAGAGGAAAAUCGAGCCAAAUUUGAGUGUGAAAGUUUGCGACAAAAAGACACGUUGCGAUCAAGACAGCUGAGUGACUUCGCGGAGAAAAUAAAGGUUAUAGAAUACGGGAUCGCUUUGUGUAAUGAAAGAAGCAGUAAACUGGAAGCGGAAAAUAUUGAGCUGAAGGAACAACUGGAAAUGUACGAAAUGGUGUUUAUGCAGAAAACGAGGUUGGAGAAGAGUAAAUUGUCGCAAUCAUUAGGACCUGAAGCUGCACCUUCCAAAAAAGUUGAAACCUCACCACAGAUACUACCUUUAUUCUCUACCAGCUUGGACGAGCCAUCGAUGAUGGAGACGAGAAGUCUGCUUGGACCAUCAGAUGCUACUGAGGUACCAGCGCCAUCCCCACUGGACGACAAAGACUUUCUGAAAAGGAUUGUUCCAAAGCGCGAUGUAGCAACAUCGAUUUCGGAUCUGGCCAUCAUAUCGUCUAUUCAAACGACAUCAUCGCAAUCAAAUCUGACUACUGCAGUCACAGGAAGUGAUCUGAGCUUGGCUGCUAGUUCCACUAUAAGUAAUGGUCGACAUUCUCUGGCCCAAUCAGAUUUUUCAAGGCUAUCAGCUCUAUCGUUAGGCUCGAGAAGACGGGACGAAGCAGCGAUCACUGAUCGAUCCAGACUCAAGGAAUUGCAAAGAAGGAAUGAGUAA
Strongylus vulgaris is the source of this 933-nucleotide messenger RNA. NCBI's taxonomy places the organism in Eukaryota, Metazoa, Nematoda, Chromadorea, Rhabditida, Strongylidae. The record is from the annotation of a GenBank genome assembly.